Molecule: messenger RNA, 1392 nt
Organism: Penicillium cinerascens
Lineage: Eukaryota; Fungi; Ascomycota; Eurotiomycetes; Eurotiales; Aspergillaceae
Exons: 2
Coding region: 1-1392 (463 amino acids)
Source: RefSeq, a predicted model, not a curated record
AUGUGGCCCAAACGACCCUUCAAUCAAUCGCUACGUCCGGUUGGCAGCCCCACAUCGACCGAAGCACCAGAGAAAGCUGACUUGGACUCGACCUUGCACGGACAACCUGGCCAUCUAACCGUCCUGCCAUAUUCACGCAAUGAUGAUGACAAGAGAUAUUCGGCCGUAUCGCCUUUGAUAUCGCCGGUGGGAUCUGGGAAUCGCGGUAGCGGAAGUAGCUUCUGCGUCUCGCCAAUCGACGACACUGAUCAACUUCCCCGCCACGAGCGCAAUGACUCUCGGGCCUCUGCGCCUAGUUCCGCCCCUCCAUCGCUGAGGGACGCUUCUCCAUCGCCUGAAUUAUCAAAGCCCGUACCCAAAGGCGUCCAAUUCGCGUCUAGUCACGAUGAUCUCUCGGGUGAGCCCAGCCAUAUCGGAAAGGCAAACCAAGUGAACCCGCAGAAUACAAGCUCAAACAAGUCCUCUGGAUCGCACACCUCCAACCUUCUCCACUGGGGGCGGGAACAACUCCACCCCAAGAAGAAACUCGCCCAAGCGCGCAACCGAAUCAGUAGCUUCUCGAAGAACGAGCCCCCUGUACAACCGGAGACCAGAAGUCGAUCAUCAUCACGUGUGUUUACACUAGGAGAGCAUUCCAAUAAACAAUCUGGCACGGCGGACAAAGGCGCUAAAUUGUCCAAACUGGGCUUCAUUCCAUCUGUCGUGACGACGAUCACUGCUGGUGGUCCAAACGCAUUGCCAGAGAGACCGGCCCCACGGUAUCCCCCCAAGAGCAGCCGCCGAUAUCUGCCAGAAUACAAGUUCGACACUGCAAUCGACGACAUGUUGCAGCCCCAACAACCUGCCGACCGCUUCGGCAUCGUCAAUACCGUUGCUCAGGUUGGCAGCCCACUUGAAGUGCCCAAUGACGGCCCACGCGGCAGCCUCAACAUUGAGCCUGGGCCUACGGACGAUCUCUCUAUCAUGUCCCGACGGCGCCCAGUUCCAAUUUCCUUGCCGACUUCGAAGAAGCCUGUACGAAAGCCUACUCCCUACGAGACAAUCCAAGUCCCGGCCGUGGCUCAGCCUCCAGUGGACGAUCGCCCCAAGGACCCUCAAAGUCGCAUCGAAUCCCUCGAGGCUAGACGGGAUGAGCUUGCACGGCGCAGAUUCAAUCUGGAGACCGUGAUCAAAGAGUUGACCCGGGUCAUUCAACCUGACUCUUAUGCAUAUGACCAGGCUGCCAAGGCAGAGGUGAAGAGGAGUGUGCAGAGCAUCGAGAAUGAGAUCGCGGAGAUCAAGAGGGAGGAGCACGAGCUUGGUAUGAAGGUUACUAGGGCCUGGAGAAGGUUGGAUGAGAAGGAAAACAAUGGUGAUGGGAGUAAUCUUUGGGUCAAGCGCGUCACUAGUUAG